Cinara cedri is the source of this 469-nucleotide messenger RNA. Lineage: Eukaryota; Metazoa; Arthropoda; Insecta; Hemiptera; Aphididae. The record is from the annotation of a GenBank genome assembly.
AUGGUAGAUAUAUUUAGCAAAUUUCAUUUAAGUAAUGAUAACAUAGUUUCUACAGUAACGGAUAAUGAUUGCAACUUUGUAAAAUCAUUUAAGGAGUUUGGAUGUAAAAUAAAGAUAUCAAUCACUGAUUCAGACACAGACUCUAACGAAGGUAUAUAUUAUACAUAAAUUAUUUUAUAAUGAUUGAUUUUAUAACGGGUCAAUAUAUUUAGGUAUGCACUAAGAUCUUAACGAAUACAAUGAGUUAUCAUUUUUGGUUAUUGAUGGAAAUGAAGAUGGAGACAUCCUACUACCAGUACUACCCCAAAAUUUACGUUGUGCUUCACAUACACUUAGUUUAUUAGUGACAACAGAUUUCCAGAAUAUAUUAAAGAAUUCAAAUGCCAAAAAGUACCAUCAUCCAGCAUUAUCAAAAUGUUCGACUUUUAUGGAAUUUGUCACAAAGACUGAAAUCAUCAGAAGUUAUUAG